AUGGGCUGCUCACCGUCUAAACCCGCACCCACACCUCCCCCCCUAAAACGCACAAACUCCGCCUGGCUCGACUCCCUCGUACCCUCGCGCGCCCGCAAAACCCUCUUCCACCCCUUCGGAACGCCCUCUUCCUCCUCCAGUGCUGUUGUCGAAAUUCCCCCGGAUAACAUUUUCAUCCGCAUUCAGGAAGACAAUAUCCUGCCCCAGAUACCGAUUGGGCGCCAUCAUCCCGUGCCGAGGACGGGUGUCGAAGAUGACGACAAGAGAACGAUGAAUACGAAUAAAUUCUACGCCAAUGUGUUCUUGGGAAAGCAGAAUAGGCCGGUUUGGACGCAGCCCUAUGCAGUGUGGUGGGGAAAGGGGCGCGAUGAGCCUGGGAUGAUGAAGAGCUUCGGGAUGUGUGUUAGCCACGUCGAAGAGAGCGAUUUGAUAUAUGGGGAAGGAGAUCCCGCAAAGUCCCUCAUCCUCUCCGCAAAAGAACUCGACGCCCAAACGACACUUACCUCAGACACCCACACCCCCUUCUCCGUCAAUAUCAACCUGCGCAUCCCAUCCUCCCCGGAGCCCAAAAUCACCUUCCCACUGGUCCAGGGCAUGGCGUUCGUCACCGCAGGCUACCGCACCGCCACACCCAUCAUCCAGACCUCUAGCAAAGGUUUCGUCGAUUUCAGCAACCCUAUUACCCUUGGAAAGAGCUUCAAGUACCGCGUGCAAGACUGCGCUGGCCGGAAUUGGCUGGUGUAUGUCAAUCCUGUGCCGGAUGUGAAUUACGACGCGGGCAAGUUCUUCCAACUCGAUCCCAACACCAUCAUCGGACCGCCGGGCUUCAAAGGCACCAUUCAAGUCGCCAAGAACCCCUUGGGCGCAGAGGGAGAGGCGCUAUACGACCGCGCGUGCGGCAGCUUCGUGACGUCCGCGAAACUCACUGCCGUCGUGAACGACACCAAAGGCAGUUAUUCAUUCCAGUACAGCAAGAUCGGGGCCGCGCCGCUAUUGAUAUUCGCUUUGCCGCACCAUAUACAGUCUCUAGAUCCAGAACUAAAAGCGCAAGUGAGCAAGCUGCAAUUGCGCACCACGACCAAAGGCCUCGCGACGGCGAUUUGGGCGGAGAAAGUAACCUGCGUGGAACCAAACUUACCCGUGACCAUGGGCUUUGCGCCCUGGACGCCCGGCAUGACGACCAAACCACGCUACACACCCGAAGUCCUCGCGCUCAUCGCCGCCGUCGCAGAGCGCGAUUUGCGGCGCGCAAUGACCGAGCCCAUCCCCCAGGAUUCAAUGUACUACGCGGGCAAAUCGCUAGCGAAGUUCGCAACCAUCGUGUGGGUGUGUCGGGACAUACUCUCCAACGAACCGCUCACGUCGUUAGGCCUGGAGAAAUUGAAACUUGAGAUGAGCAGGUGGGUGGCGAAUCAACAACUGCACCCGCUGUAUUACGACGAUACGUGGAAAGGGGUGGUGAGUAACGCGGGCUUCACAGACGCCAAUGCAGAUUUUGGGAACACGUAUUACAACGACCAUCACUUCCACUUUGCGUAUUUCGUGUACACGGCGGCUGUCAUCGGAUAUCUCGACCCGGGCUGGCUGACCCAGGGAGACAACAAAGCGUGGAACGAACAUGCUGGUGAAGGACUUCUCCGAGGCGGAGUAUGA
Molecule: messenger RNA, 1653 nt
Organism: Parastagonospora nodorum SN15
Lineage: Eukaryota; Fungi; Ascomycota; Dothideomycetes; Pleosporales; Phaeosphaeriaceae
Exons: 2
Coding region: 1-1653 (550 amino acids)
Cellular component (GO): cell surface
Molecular function (GO): endo-1,3(4)-beta-glucanase activity; glucan endo-1,3-beta-D-glucosidase activity
Source: RefSeq, a predicted model, not a curated record